This is a messenger RNA of Oncorhynchus tshawytscha (Chinook salmon), 1807 nucleotides long. Its product is annotated as serine/threonine-protein kinase SBK1-like. The record is from RefSeq and is a predicted model, not a curated record. Gene Ontology annotation, biological process: peptidyl-serine phosphorylation; peptidyl-threonine phosphorylation. Gene Ontology annotation, molecular function: protein serine/threonine kinase activity; ATP binding. Lineage: Eukaryota; Metazoa; Chordata; Actinopteri; Salmoniformes; Salmonidae. The transcript is spliced from 5 exons. Bases 350 to 1696 code for a protein of 448 amino acids.
CGGAGACAAUAGGACUGGAGCAAGAGAGCUUGCGAAAGUGCUAGCGGUCAGCUGAGCAAUGCGAAUUUACCGCUAGACCGGGUGUCAACAGCACGAUAAGGUACAUUUGAAUGCAGACGGGGAAGAUACAUUGUUAUAUUAAACUGCUUGGCUAUGUGCUAUCAUCCUCACGAUUUGUUAUUUAGCUGGCGUGACUGGGCAGACUUCAGAGCCCUCGUAUAUUGAAUGUGACACAAGCCAUUAGCCACCUCUCCAGUCCUGCCCGUGUGUCAGUCCCCUAAACCCGUCACCUGUUCCUGUCCGUCCCUUAACCCUAUCCCCCAGUACACCCCCUGACCUGGUCCCCAGUAUGAGUUCUUCUCCGCUGGGUUCCCGUGGCAACAUGGACAUUCUGGAGGAACUGCAGCUGAUUGCAGCCCAGAACCUGGAGAUGCUAGAGAUCAACAAGUACUAUGAUGUCAUCAGGGAGCUAGGCAAGGGCACCUACGGCAAGGUAGACCUGGUCAUACACAAGAUCAGAGGCACCAAGAUGGCCCUGAAGUUCCUGAGGAAGAAGACAACCAAGCUGAAGUCGUUCCUGAGGGAGUACAGCAUCUCUCUCUACCUCUCCCCCUGUCCCUUCAUCAUUAACAUGUUUGGGAUUGCCUUCGAGACUGACGACUACUACGUGUUUGCCCAGGAGUAUGCCCUGUCCGGGGAUCUCUUCGACAUCAUCCCUCCACAGGUUGGUCUCCCGGAGACCGUCGCUAAGCGCUGUGUGCACCAGGUUGCCAUCGCCCUGGACUACCUUCACUGUAAGAAGUUGGUGCACCGAGACAUCAAGCCUGAGAACAUCCUCAUCUUCGACCGCGAGUGCCGCAAGGUCAAAUUGUCCGACUUUGGCAUGACACGCCGCGCUGGCUCGCCGGUCAAACGUGUGAGCGGUACCAUCCCGUACACGGCUCCGGAGCUGUGCGACACGUCACGCCACGAGGGCUUCUGCGUGGACUACAGCACGGAUGUGUGGGCCUUUGGCGUCCUCCUCUUCUGCAUGCUGACCGGUAACUUCCCCUGGGAGAAGGCCCUGCCCUCUGACUCCUUCUACCAGGAGUUCACACGCUGGCAGAGGCGCCGCACGGGCACCGUACCCUCGCAGUGGCGCCGCUUCACAGAGCAGGCCCUCCGCAUGUUCCGCAGGCUCCUCUCUGUGGAGCAGGACAGACGCUGCUCUGUCAAAGAGGUGUUUGGCUACUUCAGCCACAGCUGGAUGCUGGAUGGAGACAGCAACGGGAACGGAGGAGGGGGUGGAGAGAGAGAGAGGGAGAGAGGAGGAGGAGGAGUGAGGGUGGAGGGAGACAGCAACGGGAACGGAGGAGGGGGUGGAGAGAGAGAGAGGGAGAGAGGAGGAGGAGGGGUGAGGGUGGAGGGCGAAGGGAGGAGUACGUCGUCCUCGUCUGGGGAGGACGAUGAAGACAUGCUGGUGGAGAGGAUGAAACAGCAGACUCUGUCUCCUCUCUCUCCUCUGUCUCCUGUGUCUGUGGGGACAAAGGCAGGGAUGAUGGAAUCAGGUGGAGGACACCAUUUUGUGUCUGUUUCCACCACCAGCUCCGUAUCCUCUACUAACAGCUAUGAACGCAUGCCCAGAGACAGCAUCAGCAACAACAACCAGCCCUCAGGGCGCAUGCUGGUGGCUACACCUAUAGAGAUCUGUGUCUGAGAGAUGUAUGUGCGAGACGGGCCUGAGAAGGACUGAAACACUGCGUACAGUACACACACACGUACAGACACCUACACUCAUAUACACACACAUAUCCAUACAUACAUACAU